Molecule: messenger RNA, 4778 nt
Organism: Anarrhichthys ocellatus (wolf-eel)
Lineage: Eukaryota; Metazoa; Chordata; Actinopteri; Perciformes; Anarhichadidae
Gene: nbr1a
Product: NBR1 autophagy cargo receptor a
Exons: 22
Coding region: 99-3395 (1098 amino acids)
Biological process (GO): macroautophagy
Cellular component (GO): phagophore assembly site
Molecular function (GO): ubiquitin binding
Source: RefSeq, a predicted model, not a curated record
UGACGAUGUAAACAAGAAAAGACAGUCGAGGGCAACAGGGAUCAAAUAGGCCGGUGUCACCGCAAACGAUCGCCGUUAUAUGCUCAUAAACGGCUGACAUGGGGCUGCCUGUUACGAUUAAAGUGAAUUUCCGGGGUAAUGUGAAGAGAUUUCUGGCUCAGGAUUUGGACAAACUGGAGUGGGAGUCCGUGGAAGCCUGGAUCAAAGCGUCUUUCGGGAUCAACCACUUUCAAGUGAAAUACUUCGAUGAGGAUAACGACGAGAUUUGUAUAAACUGUCAAGAUGAAUAUGAAGAAGCCAUCAAGAGCGCAGAGAAGCAGGGGAACCAGUUGCACAUGAAUGUGUACAAGAUGAAAGGUCAGGCCUGUGGAGGCCCACUGAAGACGGAGGUGAAGGAGCUGAAGGGAGACCUGCGGCCUGCUCCUCCUUAUCCAUCGAGGGUCAAAACGGUGGACAAAGGAACACAGGUCACCCCAGAGAGAGAAGCUGUCACAGUAAAGGACAACAAGGGGAACAAGCCAGAAGAUGAGCCACCACCCAUGUGGUUUAGAUCAUACAUGGAGAAGUUUAAAGAUGAGGUGGUGAAGGAGGUGGUGGAGAGGAUGUGCAGCGACUUCUCUGGCCAGUGUUGCACCCACAAGUCAUCCGACGGGCCCCUGGAGGCCAGUGGGGCGAGUGGCGGUCCUAUAGGGCCCAGACCGGGCCCCUCCACCUCGUCUGGGUCCCUCGGCUACACCCCGAACUGCAGCAGCUGCCACAAACUCACCUCUGAAGGGGCGUACAAGUGCAGUGUGUGCCCGUCCUGCAUCCUGUGUGAGAUGUGCAGACACAGCCAUGACCCCAGCCACAACCUCGUGAGAACCAAGACACCUCUCUCCAUCCCUGAGCAUGGAAUGUCGGGAGAGUUGAGGUUCCCAAGGCGAGGAGACAGGACAGUGCGCAAGGCCGAGCGACAGCGCCUCAAAGCUGAAAGGAGGCAGCUCAGAGCUGAAGUGAAGGAAAUCAAGAAGAAACUGAGAGUGGAGAAGAGGGGGCCGCAGUGGAGCGGGCCUUCUACCUCAGGCAGAGCCAACCUGACACACACGGCCUCCGCGUCCACGCAGGUCCCGGCCCUGCCCCCCCCUGCCGCCUCAGAAACAGCCUCAGGUCCAGCCUCAGGUCCAGCCCCGGUCCCCGAUCCCCAGGCCUCCAGUCCAGAGGGUCCCGGGGUCUCGCACACGUCCUUGGUUCCCACAAUGGCCGCCUUGUUUCUGGAUGAAAAUCUGCCGGACGGCACCCGUCUGGAGCCUGGAACCAAGUUCAUCAAAUACUGGAAGAUGAGGAACUCGGGCACUAUCAGCUGGACGUCAGAGACCAAGCUAGUGUUCAUGUGGGGGAACCUCGGCCUGGCGUCAGAGGAGAGGAGGGAGGUGCCCGUCCCGUUGCUGCUGCCGGGACAUGUGGGAGUGGUCAGUGUGGCCUUUGUCGCUCCCGUGACGGAGGGGACGUACACCUCCCACUGGCGGCUGGCGCACUGCGGCUGUCAGUUUGGCCCGCGCGUCUGGUGCAGCAUCGUGGUCGACGCCGGUGACUGCCGCAACGCAGCCGGGCACCAGAGCAAAGGACCGAAGGAGGAGGUGAAGGAGCAGGAGGUAAGGUCCCAGGACAGCGGCUCUGGUUUCCCUGUAGACCUGAACCACGAGGACUACUACUUCCCCUCGGUCGACCUGCUGACUGCACAGGAUCUGCUGUCGUUUGAGUUGCUGGAUAUAAAUAUUGUGCAAGAGCUGGAGAAGGUUCCUAACAACACACCUGAGGAUUUGACUCCCUGCAUAUCUCCUCUGUCCCAUGAUGCACCGGUGUUGGAGAAGGCCAUCAUUGCACGGAUUAAAGAAGAAGCCGAGGUCACGGGGGUCCGAAAGCUCUUUGGAGUCAAACUGAGGCAGCAGAGGGAGCUGCUGGAGCCUGUGACCCAGGAGGAGGACCGGGAGGAGGAGAUCAGUGGAGCCCAGUUCCUCUGCGAGACGGUGAUCCGCUCCCUCACCUUGGAGGAGGCCCCCGAUCACAGACCCCCUCGCAGAGCCCAGCACAGCAUCCACAAACCACAGGUUGUUUCCCGCGGCACCAGCUUCUGCUUCGAGAGAGUCGUCGAGGUCGAGAAGACGGAGACGGUGCAAGAAGGAAGUGAGGAGAUCUGCGCCAUUAGACUGGAAAGUUCAGCUCUGCCUCUCCACCAGCUGAUCCAGGAAGAUGAGAUAAAGCCAGAUGCUUAUUUUUUUCCUUCAGUUCUUCUGCCAGAACCAGCAAAUGAAAACCUGCAUAUCAGUUCACAUGAUGUCGAGGAGGAAGAGGUUCUGGUCCUGGAGGACAUGCAGAACAUGAGGGAUGUUCACGAGGAGAAAGAGGAGGGUGGAACCAAAGGAGAAGACUGGGAGGAGGUCAGCAGCCAGACCUCCUCGGUCUCCUCCUGCGACGAUUACAUCAUCGUCCUCCCAGACUGCUUCGACACCAGCCGGCCUCUGGGCGAGUCCAUGUACAGCUCCGCCAUGUCGCAGCCUGACGCCGCCGCUGAGACCGACUCAGCCGACCCUGAGGCCGACUCAGCCGACCCGGACGUAGAGCAGCAGCUGCAGGAGGAGGAAGAGGUGGAGGAAGAGGUGGAGGAAGAGGUGGAGGAAGAGGAGGAGGAGGAAGAGGAGGAGGAGGAGGAGGAGGAGGAGGAGUCCGACUCCGAGGUGGCACCUCUGAGAGAGAGGCAGAAGGAGGCGGUCGACGCUGAGGAUUCGCCCGUGAACACGUGGCCUCCGGCUGUCCCGCCGAGACACAGCAGCGUGAACCAGAUGCUGUGCGCCUCCCAAACGCUGGACGCCGUGACGCUCACACCUGAGGUGGUUCCACCGCCGCCGGUGCUGCCGGAAGUCCUGGUGCCCCCACCGGCCCUCUACUCACCCAGGUCUGAGGCACUGUACCUGGCUGAGGACCCCAGUCCUCCAGCCUGUGAUCCAUAUGAGCCACACCAACCCAGGGUCCACCUAAAUGUAUCAUCUGGUCUGUCAAGAUCAGCCGGCUCAGCAUCCAGUGCCUUUGAGACGUAUAACCCCAGACCCAGCAACGCUUUGCAGCCAAGGGGCCAAGGAGGCAUCACAGAGGGACUCGUCAAGGGGGCCCUCUCUGUGGCAGCGUCCGCUUAUAAAGCGCUCUUCACUGGACCAAACUGCUCGAUACAGCGAGGCAUCGACCCGGCCACCAGGCAGGACCCUUCCCUGAUGGCGAUGCUGCUGGAGAUGGGCUUCAGAGACCAGCGGCUCAACCAGCAGCUGCUGAGGAAGCACGGCUACAGCCUGCUGCACACCGUCAACGAGCUGGUGCAGAUGGCCGAGGACAGCCAGAACAGAGCGGUCAACACUCACCACUGAGGGAGGGGGGGGGGGGGAGACAGGCUACUGAGAGGCUGUGGAAGCAUUUGAACAUAAUGUAAAGAGAAUAUUUAGAUUAUAACCUGCAUAUCUCUCACCCUUUUACAGUAUUUAGCUUUAUUUUGAAAAGAGGAGACAAAGAAUUCACAAUGGGUGCAAUUGAUUGAUUUACCAAAGGGUGGCUACUUUAUUUGGACCAAGAGUAACGAUAACGAGACAAACGCUGUUGAUUAACUAGAAAACCAAUGGAUGAAUGGCUUCUCCUGCCUUUUGCCUUUUUUAAUUUAGCUUCAACAGUAACCGUAUACACACAUGUAAAUUAUGAGUAGUGGUCCACCUUUGCCACGACGUGUUUACCGGGGGCCACGGGGCCCUCUUGUGUUGGUGAAAGGGAGCAGGAGCUGUAGUUUUAAAAGUGUCUUUCAGCUCUUCAUCUUAGUGUUCGUAUGGCUGUCGUAGCUGCUUCCCCCUCGGCGCUGAAAACAUAAUUCUUUGGACAGGGCUUGGCUAGAUUCUUCUCACAAAUAGAGCAAUGAAAUAUUAAUAUUAUUGAAUGUCAUUAAAAAAAACGAAAAACAAUAGAACUGUUCUGAAGAGCCGGCUCUCAUCUGGAGACGAUCGCUGCUGAAGCUCCGUGGGUGUGAAGGGGUCAGGGGUGCAGCAGCGGGAACAACAAAUAUUUAAAGACUUUUCUUCGAUUACCGUAGUGAAAUCUGCCUAAACAAUGCAAUCUUUUUUCUGUAUCAGAGUACUGUUAUUUUAGACGUUGACAUGUGGAAUGUAUACAAAAAAAAAAAAAACCGGUCCGAGCGGAUCACCGCUUCGGACUCGGGAUGUUUUCUACCGCUUUUUAGGAGACGCCUGCAUGACAGGUAGAGGCUUUAGAGAUGAGUCGUGUUCUCGUGGUCUUAGCACAGUCACGGUAGAAAAUGUCCGCUUGGCGUCAUCGUUCAACAACCCACUUUCCCCCCCCGCCCUCUCUCACUUUGCCUUCAUCUUCAUUCAACACUAAUCCAAGCCGAGAUGUCACUAACUACACAUUCCUCACUCUCACAGUGAAACCAAGUGUUUUAUUUCAAUGCAUUGCCUUCAUGAUCAUUAGUUUACUGAAAUCUACAUGUGGUGGUUUGACGUUUGUGGUGUGAGUGUGCAGAGUUAAUGUCUAGUUAUUUUUUUAAUUAUUUCUCCUGUGUGUCCGUGUGUGGUUGAGGAUUAUCUGUAACCAUCUCUUCUUCUGUUGAUCGUUCAUCCUUUAAAGAAUCCUGCUCUAGAGAAUAAUUCUGAAUAUAUCUUACUAUGCUUGUCAAAUUAUUCCUCUGUCACAGAGUGUACACAUUAAAGUCCCUUCUACUGUCAAUCCGCCAAUAAACUAUUUGCACAUCU